Strongylocentrotus purpuratus (purple sea urchin) is the source of this 3014-nucleotide messenger RNA. Its product is annotated as kielin/chordin-like protein. The record is from RefSeq and is a predicted model, not a curated record. Gene Ontology annotation, molecular function: protein binding; serine-type endopeptidase inhibitor activity. Bases 93 to 3014 code for a protein of 973 amino acids. The transcript is spliced from 19 exons. NCBI's taxonomy places the organism in Eukaryota, Metazoa, Echinodermata, Echinoidea, Camarodonta, Strongylocentrotidae.
UCAAUUGUCUUGUUUUUUGUUUCAUUUCAGAUCAAAGUUUAUGUCCUGCCAUUUCUUGUUCAACUAAGUGCCACUAUGGGUUCAACAUUGACAUGAAUGGCUGUAAGAUGUGCAGUUGUAAGAAAAAUGUGUACUGCCGACAAACAACCCCAUUCAACUGCCCUUUGACAUGUAAUCAUGGAUAUACCACCGAUGUCCAUGGAUGUGAUAACUGCAAUUGUAAAAUACAAAGAUCGGAGUGCCAUGACCACCCCUGCCUGUCUCCCAUGAUGCAUUGCGCGUUUGGACUUGCAACUGAUAGCAAUGGGUGCGAGAUCUGCUCCUGUAAAAUGCCAAUUGCCAUUGGCCUGGUCCUUGCUCCUGGAACCAAACCCAGAGACUGCGUCGCUCUUUCUACCGGGUCAUGUGACCUGUCAUGUGAUCAUGGAUACAGAUCUGACCAUCACGGAUGUGAGAUAUGUCAGUGCAUGAAUCAACCAGAUGAUUGUCCGUCGAUGGCCACCUGCAGGUUGCAGUCCAAAUGUCCGUAUGGACUUGCAUCAGGUCCAGAUGGCUGUCCUACAUGUGCAUGCAAACACCCUGGUGUUUGUGACCCACUUCCAUCCUACUGUGAUCUUGAGUGUGAACUGGGCUUUUCCACAGAUAAAUUUGGGUGUGAACUAUGUCUAUGCAAGAAAACUGAAGGUUGCCCGGUUCUAGAGCCUUGCCCUUUGACGUGUCCUUUAGGAUUGGCUACCUGCCCUUGUCAAUGUGAGAUCUGCAAGUGUAAGCUUCCAAACUCGUACACUCUGAGUGUCCUAUCAGACCUGACUGCUAUUCCAAUCUGGAAUGAAUCUGCUCCGUUGGAAUCUGAAAUCUCAGAGAGUUUAGUCUGUCCUGAGCUGAACUGCCUAGCAGCUUGCCCCUUUGGCUAUGCCAUAGAACCCAUUUCUGGAUGCCAGACAUGCCAUUGUAAAACCAGAUUGAGAUGCCCAUCUCUUCUUGAACCGAAGAUUGCCAUGGAAACGAGAUGCCAGACCAAUGGAGACUGCAGGCAUCCUCAUCAGCUCUGUUGCUACACCGGUACUCGCUUCAUGUGUAUGGAUGCUGUGGAAGACAGUUGCACAGAUGAUUUUGGCAAAGUUCACAGUCAUGGGCAGGUGUGGAACAAGGACUGUGACACACAGUGUAGCUGUUUCCAUGGUAACAUCAGACAUACCCAUUUCCAGACCCCAUCCAUUCCUGGGGGUUGCCAGUAUGAGAUAACCCCUGGCCAUUGUUACUACAGCUACACGUGUGUGAAUGCGACAUGCCAGGAUACAGAGGACUCCUGGUCUGUCGAUGAGUGCACCCAGUGUUCCUGUCAUGAUGAAAGCGUUACCCCUCUCUGCACCCGACUACCCUGCCCAAAGGUUCCUCACGGAUGUCAUGCAGCAGGGGUGGAGGAUUCCUGCUGUCCUGAUAUCGUGUGUCCAGGCUGCAGAGAUGCUGGAGGUCACCUUAAAGUUGAAGGUCAGAUGUGGAAUGAUGACCUUUGCACCUCUUGCGUCUGUGAGGAAGGUCAAAGGUCAUGUCGCAGGAUGGCCUGUGAGAUCCCUCGUCCUGAAUGCCAGCAAAUAUUCCUGCCGAAUCAAUGCUGCCCUAAAGUCAUAUGUCCUGGAGAUUUUAAGAAGCCUUGUGAAGCGAUACGUUCCAUGAGGAAUCCAUUGCAGCUGCUUGAUGAUAGUGCCACACACCUACCUGGCCCUUACAUCCCAUCCUGUAUCCCAAAGAGUGGCUUCUUCAAUGCUACUCAGUGCUACCCUGCUGAAGGCUUGUGCUGGUGUGCAGAUCAUCUUGGUAGGGAGGUGGCAGGAACAAGGACAAAACAUGGCAUUCCAGACUGCUGGGAUUACGGAUGUGUAGAUCUCCAGGGCAGCUAUCACCAUGAGAACGAGACCUGGAGCCGUGAUCAGUGCACCACAUGUCAGUGUAUCCGAGGUCUCCUGGUCUGCACUGGGCCUCGGUGCAGGAAGCCACCACGGGGCUGUGAUGUGCUUGAAGUGAGGGAGGACUGUGGAUGUCCACAGUACAUCUGCAAUGGUUUCUGCUUUGAUGAUCGUCACAGCAUCAAGCUUCUUGGUGAGUUGUGGCACACGAGUGACUGCACCCAAAGCUGUGAAUGUUCAGAGAAUGGUGUGAUAACAUGCCGGGAGACAGUGUGUCAAGAUCCUCUGCUCAUUCCUGAAGGCUGCUUUCACAAGAAGCGGUCGCCAGAUGAUUGCUGUCCCUCUGUGGUGGUGUGCUUUGAUGGUACAGACUUGUCUGAGUGCCCUGCUGGUACACGAUAUGUAGCUGUCUGUGUGACUGACCCAUGCCUGGAUGCCACCUGCCUUACCCAUCCCAAUGCUAUCUGUCAUUCAAACUUCUGUGGUGAAUGCAGAUCGAUCUUCUAUGAUGAACAGAACACAGGUCCUAUUGACUGCACAAGACUAGCUGACUCACCUCAGACAGUACGGCAAUAUGGGACCCACAACAUCAGCUGCCAUGCACUGGUAGAGCAGACAACUGCCAACGAUUCAGCUUAUUUCCCACGAUGCACAGGAUACAACACAUACUCCGCAAAGCAAUGUGAUUCAUCAGGGUCAUGCUGGUGUGUUGGGCCAGAUGGAGUGCAUGGAGCAGACAGCGACAUGGAAGCAGAUAGGACUGAGUUAUGUGUCGAAGCCCCUUGUAGGCAGGAGCUUGAAUCAAACCAAGAGAAGGUCAAUCUGGGUCAGAAUGUGACCUCUAACCCUGUAUGUAACCCCCAGGGCAUGUAUAUACCUCAACAGUGCACCGCUGAUGGUACCGAAUGUUGGUGCAGUGAACCAGAUGGUACCAUGAUACCUAAUACCAAGAGAGCAAGUGGAGAAUCGGUCACCUGCUUGGAAGUUUGUGGAGGGAGACAAGCUCUUACCACUAGGUCGUGUAACUCGGUCAUUUCAUGCCCUCUCAACUACGUCUGCAACUUCAUGACACCUGCAAAUCAUGGCAUCUGUUGUCUUCAGUCAUAA